AUGAUAUGUCUUUCUGAAAGGCAAUUAUAGAAAAUCACAAUUCAUUCAAAUAGACCAUUCAUUUAACUUCCAUUAAUAUCGAAAUCAAAUGAAACACUUGUAAUCAUUCUUUAAAUUAAGACUUAAGCGAUUAAAUAAUAAAGCUAUGUUAUCUGAAAGAAAUAAAAAUUAAACAACAAACUAAUCAUCUGAAAAAGAUGUAUAUUGUCUUAAAUUACCUAAAAUACAUCAAAAGACUCCAGAAAAAAUAGACACUCAUUAUAAAUUAACACAUUCUUAAGUAUAAUCAUAAAAAAUGUAAAUUAUUUACUUAUUUUGAGACUCUAAAAUGAUCAAUCAUUUGAUAAUUUAAAAAAAUAUAAUAAAUAAAUAAAAGAUAUUUAAUAAAGACAUAAUCGAUUUCUUAACAAAAUAGAAGAGUUAUAUAUGAUUACCAAAUAGCCAUAAUGA
Molecule: messenger RNA, 450 nt
Organism: Paramecium pentaurelia
Lineage: Eukaryota; Ciliophora; Oligohymenophorea; Peniculida; Parameciidae
Source: the annotation of a GenBank genome assembly